Molecule: messenger RNA, 2093 nt
Organism: Phragmites australis (common reed)
Lineage: Eukaryota; Viridiplantae; Streptophyta; Magnoliopsida; Poales; Poaceae
Product: PAP-specific phosphatase HAL2-like
Exons: 4
Coding region: 331-1662 (443 amino acids)
Biological process (GO): sulfate assimilation; phosphatidylinositol phosphate biosynthetic process
Molecular function (GO): 3'(2'),5'-bisphosphate nucleotidase activity
Source: RefSeq, a predicted model, not a curated record
AGUUGGACAAACGGAUUCUGGCAAACAUUCGUAGAAAAAAGGUUUCGCAUCCAAAUCCAUAAAUAUCUUGCGUAUCUAGCACCCACCCCUACGGCGAAGAGGAUGACGACAUGGAGGAGUUCGCGACCACUCACGGCCGGGGCCCUGCACCUGCUGCACUGCUUCGCGGGCGCCGCCGGCGGCUAACAAAAGCGGUGGGAAGCGAAGCAUCUCGGAACAAUCAGAUUCCCGCUAGUAUUUGGAUCGACCCAACCCAAACAUCAGACGAGGGAGGAGGCGAGGGUUAAUCGGGUCGGGUCGGGUCGGGUCGGGGCUCGGGAUUCCGUCGCCAUGGGCAGCCUCCGCCUCUCCGCUUCGCUGUCCGCCACCGCCGCGGCGCCGGAGUGGCCCGCGCGCCGCCGCCAAGCCCGCCCCCGUUGCGCGCCGCUGUCGGCGUCCUCUCUCGGCGCGGGGCGGCUCCGGUUCGGGACGGAGCACGAGUGGCUGUGGGAUUGCCGCGGCGGCAUCGGAGGCGGUGGCGGGAGGGAUUACGCUAGGGAGAUGGAGGUGGCGGUGCGCGUCGUGCAGCUGGCCUGCACCCUGUGCCAGCGGGUGCAGGACUCGCUCCUCCUCCCUAGCGCCGGAGCCGGACGCGUCCACUCCAAGUUGGACCUCUCCCCUGUCACCGUCGCCGAUUGGGGUGUGCAAGCAGUAGUAAGCUGGUUGCUCUCAGAUUCCUUUCAUGAUGAAAGUGUAUCUAUUGUUGCUGAAGAAGAUGAUGAGACACUAUCUAGUAGCGAUGGUGCAGCUUUGCUUGAAUCUGUUGUUGAGGCUGUCAAUGGUUGCCUGGUUGAAGCUCCAAGGUAUGGGCUGAGAUCCCCAGAGAAAGAGCUCAGAGCUCAUGAUGUUAUUCAAGCCAUACGGAAAUGCUGCUCUGCCGGAGGUCCAAAAGGAAGAUUUUGGGUGCUUGAUCCUGUCGAUGGCACCCUUGGGUUUGUGCGAGGGGACCAAUAUGCUAUUGCUCUAGCCUUGAUUGAAGAUGGAGAGGUUAUACUUGGUGUGCUUGGGUGCCCAAAUUAUCCAAUGAAGAAGGAAUGGCUCAAUUAUCACCAAAAGUACUACAGAUUAAUGUCUAAUGUUGCUCCUCCUCCAUCGGGAUCCUGGCAUAAGGGUUGUGUGAUGUAUGCUCAGAAAGGUUGUGGCCAAGCUUGGAUGCAGCCAUUGGUUCAUGACUUCGGUAAGCUUGAUUGGCACCACCCAAGGGAGAUCCAAGUAUCGUCAAUCAGUGAUCCAGUUUCAGCAACAUUCUGUGAACCUGUUGAGAAAACGAACUCAAGCCAUUCCUUCACAGCAGGACUUGCUCGUAGUGUGGGAUUAAGGAAGCAACCUCUGCGAGUGUACAGCAUGGUGAAAUAUGCUGCAAUAGCACGUGGUGAUGCAGAAAUAUUCAUGAAAUUUGCAAGAGCUGGAUAUAAGGAGAAGAUAUGGGAUCAUGCUGCAGGAGUGGUUAUCAUUGAAGAGGCUGGUGGAGUGGUCACAGAUGCUGGAGGCCGCCCAUUGGACUUCUCAAGGGGUGUUUACUUGGAAGGUCUAGAUAGAGGCAUAAUAGCUUGUUCCGGAGCAUUGCUUCAUCAGAGAAUCAUAGAUGCUGUUGAUGCAAGCUGGAACUCAUCAACCCUAUGAUCCAAACAAUAAGAUCUUUACAGAUAAUGGCCUCGUGUUGUUCAUAGCAUGCAAAUGUAGCUCAGCUCCCAUUUGCCUUGGAGACUUGUUCUAAAUAUUCGUUUCAGUACUGUUAUGACUACGAGGGGUAAUAGUGCAGCAUGUAGGGUAGUAAUAGCUUGUCUGCUCAUAAACAAGUCGUCUCUUGAGAUUGACAAAUUGCUGGCUUUUGUUCAUCGAUGGCAUAUGUAAUUCUGUAUAGGUGUUUGUUCAUGAAAAGCAUCUGUGCAUGCGUUUACUAACUGAUUUGAUUCUUUUCAACUUCCUCCUGUCAAGUGGCGGGCGUAUUGGUUAAGCCAGUUAUCUGCACCUGCUCAGCAUCAUUUGCUGACUUGGAUGUCUAAACAUUUGAAUAUUUGGUUUAUUGAUCAGAUGAUGUAUUGUCUGACUGU